AUGUAUCAACAAGCGGUAAAAGUGGAACAAGUCGUUGCCAUCGCGACGAGGUCGGGCUGUUCGCAUCCUAGCAGUCAUUUUCCAUGUAAGCUGCUCAAGGCUUCCCUGGGUAAGAAAGCCAGCCCGGAUGUUUGGGCGGGGGAAGCCGGGACGGCCAGCGACUGUACGGCGAGUACGGGCACAAAAACCGAGACGGGCCCCUACCUUCCCCCAGUUUUCACCAGCAGCGGUAUCGCGCUCAUUCCCGAGCGUCUGUCCAUUGCCAGCAUCGGCUCACCUGUCACGGCUACAAGCGCCGAUGUGGACGAUGCAAUUAUGGAGUCCAUAGAAACGGAGCUAUUUGAAGGGGACUUUGGCUUGGGAGGGGGACCCCAGUGUGCGGCCUUCACCUCCAGCCCCUUCCUGUCCGGACCAGCAGCGCUGGCAUGCUGUCUGAUGUCAGGCUAUAGCAAACUGCCGGACAGGGUCGACAGUAGCGCCUGCAGCAGCGGCGCCUCGUGCGUCGCGACCGGCGGCCGCGGCGGCGCUGGAGGAGGGAGAGGAGAAGGAGGAGCAGGAAGAGGAGAUGCCGCCUCUGCUAGCGCCGUCACCACCGGCGGUGGUGGCGGCAACGCGACCGUCAGCGCGACGCUGACUGAGGCCCUUCGGUGCAGCGGCGACGCCGCAGCGGCGGCGGUAGCCGCCGCCAAUGCUGAUGUGGAGCGCAGCGGGACGCGCUUGAGUCGUGGGGUCGUCGCGAUGGAGGCGUUGAUGUUGAAGCCGGGGGCUGUCAAUCAUGGCGGAGUUAUGAUGUCGGUUGACGGUUACAAUCGGUUACCUAGUGGAACCAGCGCAUCGGCCUCUGCCGUAUCAACUACUUGCCACGUCGGUGCCAGACCGCGCGGCGUCGUAGAUUGCACGGCAGCGGCGGCGGGUGACCUAGUACGGCAGAUCGCGUCGCAGGACGGCUGCGCCAACGGCCUCCGUCACACCGUCGUCGCCGAUACGGCUCCGUUGGCUUCCUCCGCCGCCGCGUCAACACCUCAUUCAUGCCCCCAGCAGCAGCAGCAGCAGUGUCAACAGGCGGAUCAUCACGCACAGGUGUACGACUGGGUCGCCGGUAACGGCGCUGAUCCCUUAGAGGGCCGUACUACGAGGGGCGCGGUUGGCGGCAGCUCCUGCUCGUCCACAUCAUCCUCCGUACUUCCUGCGCAAGCUUGGGCGGCGGCAAAGGCGGGCGAGCAGCUGCGCACCGAUGCGCAAGGUAGCGGCAGCAUCGCCUGUAUGUCAGUCUUCCCGCCGCCUCAGCUGUACGACGUCCUGCCGGACAUCAGCGUCUGUGCAGCUGAUCAGGAUGGGUACCAGGCCGCCGCCGCCGCCGCCGCCGCCGCCGCUGCUGGUGCUGGUGCUGGUGCUGGUGCUGGUGCUGGCGGUGCUGACAUCGUUAAUGCCGCGAUUCGGGCGCUAUUGAGGAUGGAUCAGCCGCUCGACCUGCCGUACACUCAGAAGCUGCCGCCGCCUUCAGAGUACGACACGGCGCUCCACACUAGCUCUGCCGUUGGCGGCGCCGAUGGCCGGGAGGCCGACGGCGCUUUUGCGGCCGUACUUCCGGCGUCAGCGGUGUCCUCCCUGGAGCCAUCAGGCGUUGCGGCGGUUGACCGUUACCUCCAGCAAGUACUGCAAGACUCCAGUCCCGAGCGCCACGUGUUUUUGUGCAAGCGGCCGUUGGGGCUGGCGGCCUGCCGGGCGGUUGCCAGCUGCCUGCGGGUUUGUCCCGGCAUCAAGUCAAUCACGUUGUCGUACUGUGGCGUGGCGUGUGAAGGCAUUUCCGCGCUAUGCGACGGACUGCGCACGUGCCGCGACCUGCUUGUCCUAGACCUGUCGUACAACAGCAUCGGUGACGGCGGCGCCGCCGCGCUGGCGGCGGUCCUCGUGGACGUUCCGCAGCUGGCGAGCCUCACGCUGGCGGGCAACGCCGCUCUAACCGAUGUGGGGGUGGCGGCGCUGGCGGCGGCGGCGCGCGGCUGUAGCGCGCUGCGCCGCGUCGGGCUGCGCGGUACGGCAGCCUCGCCGGUUGGGCUCCGCGAGCUAGCUUCCGUACUAGCGGGUAACAUGAGGCGUUCGUCGUCACGGCGGGGUAGCGUGGUCACUAUCGGCGGUACGGCGGCGGUGGCUGGCGGCGGCGGCGACCGGCCGGUGACGUGGGAUGGUACGGUGGGUUCGGCCGCCGUCGCGGGCGCCAGCGAUGCCACCUACAUCUCGCAGCUCUGCGCACUGCUACAGACGCUCGUACAACCAGCGCUGGCGGCCGAGCAGGCGGUGGCGGAAGCGGUGGCGGAGCUGAUGGCGGCAGCGCCGAAAUCGUUCACCGCCGGCGGCAGCGGCUGCGGAGGUGGCGGCGCUUUGCUGUCGCUGGGUGACGGCGCCUGCGACGCUGCUGCCAACGAUGGCGGGCCCGAGUCCGACCUGUUGUCGUACUUGGCCGACGGCUUGACGUCCCGAGGUUACGGAGUCGCAGUGACGCAAGCCCUCGGCGGAGGCGCAGGCGGGGAAUGCCUGCGUAACCUGCGCCACAGGUUCCUGUCCGUGACCUGUCCGCUCGCCCCCGGUGUCGUACCGUCCGGGCCGCCGUCGCCCGCCGCCGUCGCCGUGGCGGCGGCGUCGCUGGCGCGAAGUGCCAGUGGGUCUUCCAUCGGCCAGCGCCGCGGCAGCCGCGUUGAUCAAGCCGGUGCGGCGCCGCUGCCGUACCAUUCCGGCAUUAUUAUUGUGGAUCCGGAACUUCGUGAGCAGUUUGAGGUGGCCAUGCCAACCGCGAGGUACGAGUCCCUGGUGUCGGCCUUGCCGCGGGUAUACGUGGGCGCCGAGGAGCGUCUUCCUCUCGUGGUUGAGGUAAUGUGUGACGAGAUGGCUCUGGCUCUGCGGUCCAAAGGCAUGAUCAUUCCUCCCUGGAGAGAAUCUUCCGCCAUGAUCUCGAAAUGGCAGCCCAAGCAGUCCAGGCUCCUAGUUCCAGGCGCCGUCGUCAACACAUCAACGGGCACAACCGCCACCCGAUUUACCGUUGGGACCAAAUCCGGAUCCGGAUCCAUGUCCGCUCGGAGCAGCACCGCCGUCACCCCGCGCGUUUCGCUGGCAGGCGGCAUGGCGGCGAGCACGACGACAACAGCCGCCACCGCGGCUGCUGCUUCAGCAGCAGCUUCGCUGCACAUGCAGCGGCGGCGGCAGGACGGUGACUACAGUGGCGGCGGUGCCGCAGUCGCCGCUUGGGCGGCAGUAGCGGCAGCGGCGCCACGUCUGCCUCCCGGCGGAGGCGACGGCGCUGAGCCAUCUCUAGGCGCUGAGCUGUCCCUCGAGAGCUCGCUCGAGUCGUCACGCGACGGCGGCGGCGGAGGCUGUAGCUCCAGAAGCGGUCACAACACCCCGGGGGUUUCCCUGCCCCAUUCUUUUAUGUUUCGGAGGUGUACGAGCACCAACAGCAUGUCCGCCUCCGUGGGGCUUAUGGGGCCCCCCGCCCUCAUCAGCAGCAGUAGACCCGCCACCGCCGCCACCGCCGCCGCCGCCGCCAUGGCUACUGUGACGGCGGGCCUGUCAGCGGCCUUUGCUAGCCGUACCACGACAGCCACCUGA
Molecule: messenger RNA, 3603 nt
Organism: Volvox carteri f. nagariensis
Lineage: Eukaryota; Viridiplantae; Chlorophyta; Chlorophyceae; Chlamydomonadales; Volvocaceae
Exons: 8
Coding region: 1-3603 (1200 amino acids)
Molecular function (GO): protein binding
Source: RefSeq, a predicted model, not a curated record